Molecule: messenger RNA, 1456 nt
Organism: Lolium perenne
Lineage: Eukaryota; Viridiplantae; Streptophyta; Magnoliopsida; Poales; Poaceae
Source: RefSeq, a predicted model, not a curated record
CCCUCCGCCCGCCGCCCACCGCCCGCCGCCCGCCGCCCGCCGCCUCUCCCUUCUCCUCCCGUCGCGGCCUCGCUGCUGCCGACGACGAAGGUCCCAGACCGCGCCCCAUCCCCGUCGGGUGUGCCUCGUGGUCUUCUCCAUCGAGACAGCAAGCCGCCUCUCUCCCAAUCCCCGCACGCGGCUGUCUCCCCAAUCCCCUCCCUCAUUCGUGCUCCCAAUACCAGCCCACAGCUCUCCUCACCAAUCUAUUGCCGCUCCAUGGCCCUGACUCGACGGGCGCGGUGCUGCACGGCGCGAGAGCCUUCGUCUUGCCGCCAGCGCUUACGGUUUGCCCCGCGGCGGCUCGAUUGAAGGCGCGGGUUGGCGGGUCUGCGAGGGAGAUGGACCGGGGAAGAAGGCGUUGGGGCUGUGGUGGGCGGCUAGCGGCGAGGACGGGGUCUGCCAGCGAGCUGCGAGGCGGUGGCGGUGUCUGGGAAGGCGACAACGACGGCACCUCCGGCAGCUGACCUGCACCCAGCGCCCGAGGCCGGCUCCUUCAUCCCCACCAGCCAGGCCACCUCGCCGGUACCGCCGCCCCCACCUUUGUAGGCGACCUCGUCGGCACAUCCGUCCUCACUGGUCAACGCUGGAUCAGUUGCGGGGCAUGUGAUUGGUAGGCUACCUAGGGAUUGUUCUGUGAGAAUCAAUCAGCCUCGAUGGAUAAUUCUCGCAACAAACUAUGGCAAGGUAAUUUUCUCAUGGAAUUGAAAAUGAAGAUCUUAUAUAAAAAGCCUCGAUGGAGAACAUUGUGCAUCGUUUCACUAAGGAUUCAAAACUAAUGAUUAAGAGCCCAGAGGUUCAUGUGUUUAUUUUUCCAGCUCCACUGAUUUCAUAUGUAGCACGCUAUAACAUGGUGAAGGAACACUAUCAGUUACAGAAGAAAGGAAGAAUGCUGAACAUGAUGUUUCAGAUUCGAGAAAAUGAUAAGAGGAAGAAUUCAAUGGAAGAGUUUGUGAUGGACAUGAUGCAAGUGGAGCCGUGGCCAGAUGGUUUAUCCAGCAAUGGAGGGAUUGUACCCUACAAAAUUUGUCUCUUGGGGUUCGCCAACGGGAUCCCUGUGUCCAGCCUGAGCCAGAGUUCAGCCACCGAUGUCGGAGCUUGUGCAGUAGCUGGCCUGUCGUGUAGAGAUCAGGCGUGAGGCCGGUGCUUGGUGGCGGCAGCGAUUAUCUCUGGCAAGAGGAUUCCAGUAGCUAUUUUUUCUAGGAGAAGAAGUCCAUUUCCUACAAACAUUUUCAGUCUGAGGAGAGCUUUCCCAUUCUGGACAAAGUAUGUUGAGUUCUGUCUGGGAGCAGAGAACUAUGGUUAUCAUCAUUGUCGGAGGCAAAAUCCAGAGCAGUUUUAUUUCUACUUUGAGGUGUUGUGGUUUCAUAGUUUUGAAGGACAUGGCUUACAGAUUUUAUAUGCUUAAAUAGCAAAG